Messenger RNA from Paramecium tetraurelia, 195 nucleotides. RefSeq lists its product as uncharacterized. The record is from RefSeq and is a predicted model, not a curated record. Lineage: Eukaryota; Ciliophora; Oligohymenophorea; Peniculida; Parameciidae. The transcript has a single exon.
AUGCAUAAUUUAUGGAAGAAUGGAGUAAAAAUUACUUUACUUUUUCAACUCAAAUUUUAUCCAUAAUUCACUCAUUCAAUUGAGAAUCAAACAACAAAUAGUAGAGAUAGUCCUUAAGGGACACUGUCAAUCACCUUCUGGAAUUUAAAGAGAGUAAAAGUGGUACCAGGAUGCAUUGUUGGUCAGAACUAAUGA